Molecule: messenger RNA, 2098 nt
Organism: Astrephomene gubernaculifera
Lineage: Eukaryota; Viridiplantae; Chlorophyta; Chlorophyceae; Chlamydomonadales; Astrephomenaceae
Source: the annotation of a GenBank genome assembly
GUUUAUUUGCAGUCCCUAAAUCUCUAGGAGUUUUAGGGGACGUGGAACCGUUUGUCAAAGGGCCCUAUAGGCAGGGGGGUAGUCGACACUGCUUGCAAAAUCUUCCCACAACCCACGCUACUAAACCACAAUGGCACCCCAAACUACUUUCUUUGCGCAAACUCGUGCCCCGGGGUGCGCCAGCGCGCCUCGGCGGCCUAGCAGCCGGAACAGCGCCGUCAAGGUUCACUCCGUGCUUUCUCCGCUACCUGCUUCCGAGACACGGUCAACUGUAGAUAGGCUAAAAAAGCUUCGCUUGAUUACCGCUGUCAAGACUCCCUAUCACGCAAACGGCAAGUUCGACAUACCAGCCUACGAUGCGUUGGUCUCUAGGCAGAUUGAGAACGGUGUGGAGGGCGUCAUCGUCGGCGGGACAACAGGAGAGGGCCAUUUGAUGUCUUGGGAUGAGCAUGUUAUGCUGAUCGCGCACACCGUGAACGCGUUUGGUAACAAAAUUGCCGUCAUCGGCAACACCGGCUCCAACUCCACUCGCGAGGCGCUUCACGCCACGGAGCAGGGCUUUGCUGUGGGCAUGCACGCCUCUCUUCAGAUUAACCCUUACUACGGCAAGACCAGCAAGACUGGCCUGCUAAACCACCUCAGCGCCGUUUUGAACGAGGGACCAGCCAUCGUCUACAAUGUCCCUGGCCGCACCGGCCAAGACAUUCCGGACGAUGUGGUGCUGGAGAUUUCCCAGCACAGUAACUUCCUGGGCAUGAAGGAGUGCACCGGCAACGCGCGGAUUAAGAGCUACACUAGCCGUGGCGUCAACUGCUGGUCUGGCAACGACGACGAGGCUCACGACGCGCGGCACUCCAGCGGCGCUGUGGGCGUCAUCUCGGUCGCCUCCAACGUGGUGCCCGGCCUCAUGCACCGCCUCGUGCACGGCGCCAACCCAGAUCCCGCCCUCAACGCCUCGCUGAAGGAGCUCUUUGGCUGGCUCUUCUGCGAGCCCAACCCCAUUGCGCUCAACACCGCGCUCUCCAUGUGCGGCCUGGCCAAGCCCGUGUUCCGGUUGCCGUACGUGCCGCUCAGCCGCGCGCAGCGGGAGAAGGGCGCGGCGCUGCUGGCGUCGGUGCAGGAGCACAUCCCGGGCUGCCAGGGGGUGCGUGUGAUGGAGGACCAUGAGUUCGUGUUGAUUGGGCGGCACUAGGUGUGUGUACUGGAGGGAGGGGGAGGAGUGUGUUGGGUUUGGGGUAUGGGUAGGCGUAGAGAGUGGGGAUGAUGCCUUGGGGGUGUUGGCACGUGAUGUGUACGUGGGGUCUGUUACGGGUAGGGGGUAGGGAGGGAAAUUGAAUGUGCGCAGGGGAUCACCCUUGGGUGCGCAUCUCCUCGGGAUUCUCAUUCGGACUGUGGGCUCGGUCUGUUCGGGUGGGCAAUCAAUUCUGGCUCAGUGUGAACAUACGCUCGCGCGCACAUGAACACGCUGCGUUGAUCAGCUUUGUUGACACACUUUGCGGGAACAUUACGCAUUUCGGGUGUUACGACUGCUUGCCUUGGUCGUCAUUAAGGAGCAUGUAUGCCACCCGCGAACACCUACAUAAAAGGCUGGCAUGCACGGGCUCCUUUCCUCGGUGCGUUCUUUUGGGCGUGGGUAUCUGUAUGCCCCCAAGGUUGAUGCGAGUGUUGCCUGUCUUGGCGCGUUCCCUCGGCGAUCUCGCUUCGGCCAGAGCUUGUUUGGUUGGCGCUCUUUUGGGGCUUAACAAGAGGUGUCGCAGGCCGUUUUGUUCAGCGGGUUUUGGUUGUUUGUAGGACUGAUGCUUUACGGGGUGCACCGCCCGGUGUUUGUGGAAGGGAGCAAACAAAGGGCCAGCGUCCCUCCGUUUAUAAUCGUUGCGCCAGGUAGCCUUCUCCGCGCGAGGACGGAAAUCGGGUUGGGAUGGUUGAUGUGGCAGGGCUACUUACGGGGCAGAGGAAGACAGCAACGCGUUAGGAGAUUAGGAGUUUCAAUAGGUCCGGAAGCUCUCUUACGUGAGAUUGAAGAGGCUGGUGGUGAUGAUGCGGUGUCGAUUGCUAUGGUUGCUUAUGAAAGCGGUCUUAGCAGCCCAACAUGUUUCGG